Scutellospora calospora is the source of this 2094-nucleotide messenger RNA. NCBI's taxonomy places the organism in Eukaryota, Fungi, Glomeromycota, Glomeromycetes, Diversisporales, Gigasporaceae. The record is from the annotation of a GenBank genome assembly.
AUGGAACCUUCUUUUUUCAAAAUAAGUUUGCCCGGCACUAUAACCAGACAAUCUCUCACAAUGGUAGAUCUGUGUCUCCCUUCGUACAAAUUAAAAUCUGGAAUGGAUUAUUUCAAUCCCUUUUACGACGAUUUCCAAUUCAAAGAAACGGUGUUUCUUGUGCAAGAAAAAUUGAUAAAUCACCCGAAAGACAUAAUCGUUCUCGCUGGAGUUUCGGGAGGUGGAAAAACAUCGACAGCAUUUGGAAUUUCUAUGCAACUUUGGUCAAUAUAUGUUGAUUAUUGUCCUAGUGGGGGACAAUAUGGUGAUUUUAUGGGCCAGGAACUUGAAAGGAUCAGAGCUAGACCACCAAAGUACGGCCAAACUGAAGAACAGAGUAAAAUAUUUGACAUGCUGGACUUAGCAAUAAUCGCACGCGGGCUUUUACUUAUCAAGAUGCUUGUUCUGGAAAAAAUUUCAACACCACAGGAAUGGCUUUUUGCACAGCUUCGAAAUACCAAAGAAAUUCAAAAUAAGUUGCAUAAUAUACAUAAUAUAUCUUCACUUAUUUAUUACAUCAAUGAAUGUCUUAAUGUGGAAUCUCUAAUUUUAAUAUUUGAUGAGGCGCAAGUCCUUUGCGGACCAGAAUAUGGAGAAUACAACGGGAGUUCAUCAUUAGGAAAAAAAUGGAAUCUCUUGCAGGCUUACAUUGAACAUCUUACUCAUCUUCCCGUCACUUCUCUUAUUGCCGGCACUUAUAUGCAUAUGGCAAGUGGAAUUUCUCUUGUCACUAGUGUUGAAAAAGUCCAAGGCUUGCAUGCUCAUAUUGUGCUAAAGCUUCCCUUCCUUUCACAAAAUGAUGUCCUGCGGAACCUUGAUACCGUAAUCGACCUGACAGAUGUUAAACCUAAAACACGCGAUUACUUAGGAUAUAUGCUCAGAGGACGACCUCGAAACUGUGCAUCAUUUGUUUUGAAGUUGAUAUCGGAGCGGGAAUCAAAGGGUAGAUCGAAAGAUCAAGAGUUGCGAGAACUUCUUUGUUCAUGGUUCAAACAAAUAAGCCAUGAUAUGGCAGUAUAUUUGGAAAAUGCAUGUAAAUCUUUAGGUGCAAAUAACAUCAAUUCAGAAACAGCAAUUAUAGAUGUUCUUAGGCUUCGUGUUUUUUACAAUUGUAAGUUCAAGCAAGCUAUAGAACUACUUCAACGCAGCAUCAUUCCUUGCCAGUCACCAGAAUGCAUAAUUCUUCGCCAUGAUGACGCUUAUUCUAAUGAGAUUAAAAUCAAUCCAUCAUUUGAAUCUUACCUCGUAUCUGGCAUCGAAAUGUUUCUUCUAAAAAGAGGGAAAACUUUAGUAGAUGUCUUCGUUGAAAAUAUUAUCAGACUCAAUAAUACCUCAUCAAUUGGCAAUGAAUUUGAUGCGGUCUUUAUUACGGCAAUGAUCCAGAAACGUGGGCGUAAUGUGCGAGAAGAGCUUAAUAAAUGGAAAAAUGGUCAAAUUUUUGAUCUUCCUUCAUGGAUAACACCCACAAUGAAGUUUAUAACAAUUUCAAACCUAUCAGGAGGAGUUCCUAUAGCAGAAUAUGUUGAUAAUACGACUUAUUACUGUUCUUAUGCAAUCCAACCGGACAGAUUCUCAGGUUCAGACGUAGUGAUUUCUUUUGCGGAUGAUGAGCAAAAUAUGGUAUUAUUAUCAGCAAGCUGUACAGUUUCUGGAGGACCUAUUAAGCGAAGUAAGAUCAAAGAGCAGGUAUUCAAGUCAUGUAUGAAGUUUCAGUAUAUGGAAAACACGAGAAAGAGGAAAGGGAAAAAUUCCCAAAUCGAGGAUCAUGAGGGGGGAUUUUCUUGGAAAGAACCAGAGUGUCUUCAAAUAGGUCUUGUAUCUAAGGUCAUUGAGCGUGCAAAGAAUCAUGAAAAAAUUAAGAUUUCUACAGAGAAUAGAAAACAUAUUUAUGUUUCAGUGGAGCUUCCACAUCGAGCUAGCAAAAGAUCAGAGUUGUUUCGGUUCAAUGAAUAUGGUGACCUCGUGAUUAUUGUGGAUGAUCGUAAUAUGGAGAGUGUUUUUGGAUCAGUCAUUAAAAAUGAAAGUCAAGAAAAUUCGAUGGAUCAAACAGAAUAG